AUGAGUUGGUGCACGUCAAGAGGGACUGCCGAUAGUCUAGCGAGCGCCGCUUUGCAGCGGCAAGGAGGGAUCGAGGUCCAUGAGAUACAAGAUCUGGCUACCCUGAACCGGUUAGACGAGAUCCUGAUCCCUAAGACCGAGAAUCCAGUGGUACGAGUUGCCGCGGUGACCACUCGAGCUGGUCGAGCAAGAUCACCGGCGGGUGUCAUGGUAGAGGAUCUGAUCCGGGAAAUCCGAGUCGAUCGGAUCAAGCAGGCCCAAGAGGAAGAAGUCUGGAUCGCCGGCAUGAAGAAAUCUCACACAAGCGGAGGCGAGAUCGUAUGGCAAGAUCGCGGCCGCCUACGAGGUAGACGAGCAGGAUCUACUCUUUUACUGCCCCUCUGCGCCGAGAUCGGGAGACGAUCGCGACCGAUUGAUGAGAUUGGUAGUUCCCAAAACGCUACAAUCAGACGUGUCACACCUCGUUGGAAGGAGGACAUCAUGGAGUGGGGCGAACCUACCAGCGGAUCAGGGAUCACUUCCACUGGAGGGGAUUAUACCGGAUUAUUCAGCGAUAUGUGGGAGAGUGUGUGGAUUGUGAAACAGGAAAAUGAAAACCGGUGA
Molecule: messenger RNA, 603 nt
Organism: Phytophthora megakarya
Lineage: Eukaryota; Oomycota; Peronosporomycetes; Peronosporales; Peronosporaceae
Source: the annotation of a GenBank genome assembly